CCGCGGCGCUGACGUCAGCGGGCGGAGUAUUAUGGUCUGGGCUGCGCUGGCGGCUGCCUGUGUGCUGCGAGCGGCCGCGUAAACAUGGAGCUCUCGGCCGUCGGGGAGCGCGUCUUCGCGGCCGAGGCCCUGCUUAAGCGCCGCAUCCGCAAAGGGCGCAUGGAGUAUCUCGUAAAAUGGAAGGGCUGGUCUCAGAAGUACAGCACUUGGGAACCCGAGGAAAACAUCCUGGAUGCCCGGCUGCUCGCAGCCUUUGAGGAAAGCUUUGGUUUUUUUAACACCUCUAGGGAGCGAGAAAUGGAGCUAUAUGGGCCCAAAAAGCGAGGCCCCAAGCCCAAAACCUUCCUGCUAAAGGCCCAGGCAAAAGCAAAAGCCAAAACCUAUGAAUUCCGCAGUGACUCUUCCAGGGGGAUCCGGGUGCCAUAUCCCGGCAGGUCCCCCCAGGAGCUGGGCUCCACGUCCCGGGCUAGGGAAGGACUGAGAAACAUAGCCCUGGCUCCCCAGGGCAGCUCCAGCACCAGCACCCCCAAGGGAGACAGCAUCCGGGACCGGGUGAUCCGCGUGGAGGAGAAACCUGGGGAGACCCCCAAAAAGAGAGGCCCGAAGCCCAGGAAGGAGCUGUACAAGGACCUAGCAGAGACUCUGGAUGCCUCCAAGAGGAAACUGGGGGACCCGGGGGACAAGGUGGGGGACUACCUGAAGGUCAGGAAGAUGGAGGAGAUGGCAGCAGGGGCGGCCAAGUUCGGCUCGGGACAUAGUGUCAUCCAGCUGGCCAGGCGGCCGGACCCCGACCUCCCUGGCGCCCUGCCUGGCCCCAACCGAGCCGAGGUGGGUGCCAAACUGGGAGCUGCCGAGACCUACCCUCCCCGGCUGGCCAAGCACCGGGCAGACUUUCUGGACCCCAAGGGGCAAGGGGGGCUGGACCCCGGUGGGCCCAAGCUCCUGCACGGUGCGGUGAGCCCGGGUACCAUGGGCAGCCUGUACCGCGACGGCAUGGGGGGCCAGGCGGGGCGGCCUUCCCUCAUUGCCAGGAUCCCUGUCUCCAGGAUCCUUGGGGACCCCGAGGAAGAGUCCUGGAGCCCCUCUCUCAACAACCUGGAGAAGGUGGUGGUAACUGAUGUGACCUCUAACUUUUUGACCGUCACCAUCAAGGAGAGCAGCACGGACCAAGGAUUCUUUAAAGAGAAGCGAUGAGUUUGUUGGAGGUGGUGCUGGGGUUUUCUUUGGUCAGAUCCAGACAAAAGCUUGGUUAGAGCUUGGUGGACCUUUUUUUUUUUUUUUUUUCCUUUUUUUUUUUUCCUUUUUUUCUUUUUUCUUUGUUUUGAUGUUUGGUUUUUUGUGGUUUUUUUUGUACUGGAGAGGAUUUAGAAACUGUCCUAAAUUCAUUAACUCAUUCUUUUUUUUUUUUCCACGUCUUACAUUUUGUUGGAAAGAUUAUCUCUAGAGUUAUAUUUUCUAUUAGAUGUAAAUAUGUUAUUUAAGAAAAAAAUGCUUAUAUAUAUCUAUAUAUAUAUUUCAACUCUGAGUUGUUUUAUUUAAAUGGAGACAACAGUGACUGCUCAGUUGCUCUUAGAAAGGACAAUAAAACUGAGAACUAACGGGAGUUCAUGCAUCUGUUGCAGGAGCCGGUGUACAUAACAAUGUUCAUAGCUAAUUAUGUUCUGGGUUUUUUUAACUAUUAUUUUUCAUAUGAUGCUAUGGAUGGUGGAGGGGGAGGUGUUACUCCCUCAGAGGGCAGAGUGCCCUGAUUUCUUGAUUGUGAUAUAAGGUGUUGCUUGUACAAUCAAGUGUGCUGUAUCCAGAACUGUUGCCCUUGACAGUUGAAGUAAGCACUUGAAUUUACAGUAUUGUUGGGGAGGGGGUGUUUCCAGUCUAACAAAAAAUAUGUUGCUAUGUCGGGGCGGGGAAAAGCAGAAAUCCAUAAAAAGGCUAAAACUGUUCUAGCAGAGUAUUAA
Falco peregrinus (peregrine falcon) is the source of this 1955-nucleotide messenger RNA. It is a transcript of the gene CBX8, whose product is annotated as chromobox 8. NCBI's taxonomy places the organism in Eukaryota, Metazoa, Chordata, Aves, Falconiformes, Falconidae. The transcript is spliced from 5 exons. Bases 85 to 1194 code for a protein of 369 amino acids. The record is from RefSeq and is a predicted model, not a curated record.